This is a messenger RNA of Debaryomyces fabryi, 666 nucleotides long. RefSeq lists its product as uncharacterized. NCBI's taxonomy places the organism in Eukaryota, Fungi, Ascomycota, Pichiomycetes, Serinales, Debaryomycetaceae. Gene Ontology annotation, molecular function: amino acid transmembrane transporter activity. Bases 1 to 666 code for a protein of 221 amino acids. The record is from RefSeq and is a predicted model, not a curated record. The transcript has a single exon. Gene Ontology annotation, biological process: amino acid transmembrane transport. Gene Ontology annotation, cellular component: membrane.
AUGUUGGUAGCUUAUAUAUUUGUCGGAUUUAUUGUGGGUCUAAAUCAAAUAGCUAAUGUUGAGGUGUCUACUUUAAUGCCGGUUACCGGAUCUUAUGUCAGGCAUUCAGAACAAUUUAUUGAUGAAGCAUUAGGCUUUGCUUUAGGUUGGAUUAAUAUUUAUGCAGCCAUCGUCCCAUCUGAGUUAGCAGCAACAGCAGUUGUAAUGACUUAUUGGACAGAUAUUAAUUCGGCACUUUGGAUUUCUAUAUUUGGAAUCAUAAUUAUUGCCACAAAUUCUUAUAGUGUCAGGUUCUAUGGUGAAGUAGAAUUUUACCUUGGAAUUCUUAAGGUUUUAUUGAUCGUUGGAUUGUUCCUCGCUUGUUUGAUUAUCGAUUUAGGUGGUGCCAAAGGACAAGAAAGAUUAGGCUUUAGAUAUUGGAAAGAAACUCCUUGGAAUGAAUAUUAUAGCACGGGUUCAUUAGGUCGAUUUCUAGCGUUCUGGAAAUGCGUCUCCGGCGUAGUUUAUUCUUAUGGAGGUAUUCAAACCAUUAGUUUAUAUGGAGGUGAAACCCAGAAUCCUCGUCGAAGCAUUUUUACAGCUGCAAAAAGAAUUCGUAUGUAUAUUCACUUAUUACUGCAUUACCAAAAUGAAUCUUUUUUAAUACAUCAUACUGACCAAAUUUAG